AUGCCCCGCCACCACGCGGGAGGAGAGGAGGGCGGCGCCGCCGGGCUCCGGGUGCAGAGCGGCGCGGCGGCGGCGGCGGGCGGGGGGCGCCCGGGCGGCGGCAUGAAGGAUGUGGAGUCGGGCCGGGGCAGGGUGCUGCUGAACUCGGCGGCCGCCAGGGGCGACGGGCUGCUGCUGCUGGGCACCCGCGCGGCCGCGCUCGGCGGCGGCGGCGGCGGCGGCCUGAGGGAGAGCCGCCGGGGCAAGCAGGGGGCCCGGAUGAGCCUGCUGGGGAAGCCGCUCUCCUACAGCAGCGGCCAGAGCUGCCGGCGCAACGCCAAGUACCGGCGGCUGCAGAACUACCUGUACAACGUGCUGGAGCGACCCCGCGGCUGGGCGUUCGUCUACCACGCGUUCGUCUUUCUCCUUGUCUUUGGUUGCUUGAUUUUGUCAGUGUUUUCCACCAUUCCUGAGCACACGAAAUUGGCCUCAAGUUGCCUCUUGAUUCUGGAGUUCGUGAUGAUUGUCGUCUUUGGUUUGGAGUUCAUCAUUCGAAUCUGGUCUGCAGGUUGCUGUUGUCGGUACAGAGGAUGGCAAGGAAGACUGAGGUUUGCCCGAAAGCCCUUCUGUGUUAUAGAUACCAUUGUUCUUAUCGCUUCAAUAGCAGUUGUUUCUGCAAAAACUCAGGGUAACAUUUUUGCCACGUCCGCACUCAGAAGUCUCCGUUUCCUACAGAUCCUCCGAAUGGUGCGCAUGGACCGAAGGGGAGGCACUUGGAAAUUACUAGGUUCUGUGGUUUAUGCCCACAGCAAGGAAUUAAUCACAGCUUGGUACAUAGGAUUUUUGGUUCUUAUUUUUUCGUCUUUCCUUGUCUACCUGGUGGAAAAGGAUGCCAACAAAGAGUUCUCUACAUAUGCAGAUGCUCUGUGGUGGGGCACAAUUACAUUGACAACGAUUGGCUAUGGAGACAAAACUCCCCUAACUUGGCUGGGAAGAUUGCUUUCUGCAGGCUUUGCGCUCCUUGGCAUUUCUUUCUUUGCACUUCCUGCCGGCAUCCUUGGCUCGGGUUUUGCAUUAAAAGUGCAAGAACAGCACCGCCAGAAACACUUUGAGAAAAGAAGGAAUCCAGCUGCCAACCUCAUUCAGUGUGUUUGGCGUAGUUAUGCAGCUGAUGAAAAAUCUGUUUCCAUUGCCACCUGGAAGCCGCAUUUGAAGGCCCUGCACACCUGCAGCCCCACCAAUCAGAAGCUAAGUUUUAAGGAGCGGGUGCGCAUGGCUAGCCCAAGAGGCCAGAGUAUUAAGAGCAGACAAGCCUCGAUAGGUGACAGGCGGUCCCCGAGCACUGACAUCACAGCCGAGGGCAGCCCCACCAAAGUGCAGAAGAGCUGGAGCUUCAACGACCGAACCCGCUUCCGGCCCUCGCUGCGCCUCAAAAGCUCUCAGCCCAAACCCGUGGUAGACGCUGACACCGCCCUGGGAACUGAUGAUGUAUACGAUGAGAAAGGAUGCCAGUGUGAUGUAUCUGUAGAAGACCUCACCCCACCACUUAAAACUGUCAUUCGAGCUAUCAGAAUAAUGAAAUUUCAUGUUGCAAAACGGAAGUUUAAAGAAACGUUACGCCCAUACGAUGUGAAAGAUGUAAUUGAACAAUAUUCUGCUGGUCACCUGGACAUGUUGUGUAGAAUUAAGAGCCUUCAAACACGUGUUGAUCAAAUUCUUGGAAAAGGGCAAAUCACAUCAGAUAAGAAGAGCCGAGAAAAAAUACCAGCAGAACAUGAAACCACAGAUGACCUCAGUAUGCUCGGCCGGGUGGUCAAGGUUGAAAAACAGGUACAGUCCAUUGAGUCCAAGCUGGACUGCCUGCUGGACAUCUAUCAGCAGCUCCUCCGGAAAGGCUCCGCCUCAGCCCUCACCCUGGCCUCGUUCCAGAUCCCACCGUUUGAAUGUGAACAGACAUCUGACUAUCAAAGCCCCGGGGACAGCAAGGACCUGUCCAGCUCUGCCCAGAACAGCGGCUGCCUCACCAGGUCGGCCAGUGCCAACAUCUCCCGAGGCCUGCAGUUCAUCCUGACGCCCAAUGAGUUCAGUGCUCAGACUUUCUACGCGCUCAGCCCCACUAUGCACAGCCAAGCAACACAGGUGCCGCUGAGUCAAAGCGACGGCUCCUCGGUGGCGGCCACCAACAGCAUUGCAAACCAAAUAACCGCGGCCCCGAAGCCAGCAGCCCCGACCACUUUACAGAUCCCGCCUCCUCUCCCGGCCAUCAAGCACCCGCCCAGACCAGAGACCCUGCACCCGAACCCCACGGGCUUACAGGAGAGCAUCCCUGAUGUCACCGCCUGCCUUGUUGCCUCCAAGGAAAACGUUCAGGUUGCACAGUCAACUCUGACCAAGGACCGUUCCCUGAGGAAGAGCUUUGACCUGGGAGGAGAAACUCUGUUGUCCGUCCACCCGGUGGCGCCCAAGGACCUGGGCAAAUCUCUGUCUGUACAAAACCUGAUCAGGUCCACAGAGGAGCUGAAUAUCCAGCUUUCAGGGAGUGAGUCAAGUGGCUCCAGAGGCAGCCAAGAUUUUUACCCCAAAUGGAGGGAAUCCAAAUUGUUUAUAACUGAUGAAGAGGUAGGUUCGGAAGAGACGGAGACAGACACUUUUGACGCCACGCCGCAGCAGCCUGCCAGGGAAACUGCUUUUGUGUCAGACUCACUGAGGACUGGAAGAUCUCGAUCAUCUCAGAGCAUUUGUAAGGCCGGAGAGAGUACAGAUGCCCUCAGCCUGCCUCACGUCAAACUGAAAUAA
Messenger RNA from Pipistrellus nathusii (Nathusius's pipistrelle), 2775 nucleotides. The record is from the annotation of a GenBank genome assembly. Lineage: Eukaryota; Metazoa; Chordata; Mammalia; Chiroptera; Vespertilionidae.